CUUUUACUUGCCUUUGCUAUUCUCAGUAUUUAUUCUUCCCCACCAACAUCCUCACAGCACAAACAUCCUCCUCCUCCUCCCAUGGAUCCCUCCGGUGAUGAUGACCGGCUGAGCAGCCUCCCGGAUCCCCUUCUCACCUUUAUCCUCUCCCUUAUGCCAACCAAACAAUCUAUAACAACCUCUAUUCUCUCUAAGCGGUGGCGAUAUCUCUAUCGCUUCGUCACCCACCUCCACCUUCUCGAUGAAAACCUCCUCCCCACUUCUGAUGAUGACAACCGAUCAACAAUCCAAAUAUGGGAAUCAAUGCUCAACUCGGUCCAGCUUUCUGUCCAUGGUCCAAUCCACGUUUGUAGGAUUUCAUUCAGUCCUUCGAAGAAUCAUUACAUUCUUCGUAUGAAUGAUUUUCUUAUGUCACUGAUCGAGAGAGGUAUCAGAGAGUUAUCAGUAAUGAACAGAGGCGGGGGCGGGUGCUUCUAUGAGCUCCCUUCGCUGGUAUUUUUCUGCUCGACGUUGGAGAAGCUGGAGCUUGGCAAGUGCAUGUUAUCGAUACUUCCACCAUCACCAUCCAACUUUAGCAAUAUCAGGAGUCUGAUUCUCUCUGGGGUUUAUUUCACCAACGAUCAGUUCCAGCAGAUGGUUUCUUGCUGCAGGCUUUUGGAGACCCUAAAGGUUGAUUGCUGUGUGAAGGUGAGGAAUUUCAGGAUUGCUGCACGCAAACUAUGGUCGUUAGAGAUCAUUACAUUGAACAGAAUACAAAUUUCAUUGAGAGAUACUGAACAGCUGAGAGAGGCUACCUUCAGUUUUUUAUCUGCGUAUAACGAUACCUGCAUACGAUACUACGAUGAUUCGAGCAGAGAAGAGGAUGAAGAUCAAGCAGACAGGCUCGUUCAGCUCUUCAUGGAUCUCUCCUGUUGUUAUCAUCUGGAGAGGCUUUCUUUGCAUUUCUGCACAGACUUUGCUGAGUGUCUACAGUGGCAGAGAGCAGAAUUUCCACUAAGUUUGCCACCACAAUACCACCUGAAAUCAGUAAAGAAGCUGGAUAUGGAAAUAAGCUUGAGCAAUCAUCAACUGGCCACUGUUUUAUCUUGCCUACUCAACAGUUGUCCAAACUUACGUGAACUCAGAAUAAAAGAUAAGGAGCAUUUGCAUACCAUAGGAAGUUACUGGGAAGGCCAGAAUCCUUCUUGGUGUUUGAUAAAUAACCUCAGGACCAUCCAAAUAUGCAAAGUUAACCUGCGUCAAAGCUACUGGAUGGGAUUCAUCAAGUUUCUACUGAUGAAUGCAUGUGUUUGUGAGAGGAUCACUAUUCAAUACUACGGUGAUCCGUGUAGCAAGAAAUUGGUGGAGCAGAAGUUGAAAAUGAUCCAGUGGGGUAGUCCACAAGCAAUAUUGGAACUGAAACCCCUCUGCUGAAAAUGAAUACUAGCGCCCAAAUCAAUAGGGAGCUAUCCGCAUCAAAUAUCUUUUAGCAACAAAUCACUUGAUGCUUCUAUUUGACACGAAAUUGCUCUAUUUUUUGACAUCCUAUGAGAUGUCUGUAAUAAUGUUUAAAUAUUUUGUUGGUUGAAGGGAACCGACAGAAGCCUUAUUUGCUUCUGUUGUACUACAGGCCUUGCUUCAGGAAAGGAAUAAAUAUGGUUAUAACUUUGUUUUCCUUCCUCUUACUAUGAGUUAGAUCCCACGCUUUAACCUGGGGAUUGCCUUAAAAACCAAGUAGAGAUUUUGUUUGGAAGUUUCAAGAUAUCUAUAUCAGGACU
Asparagus officinalis (garden asparagus) is the source of this 1757-nucleotide messenger RNA. RefSeq names its product F-box/LRR-repeat protein At4g14103-like. The record is from RefSeq and is a predicted model, not a curated record. Gene Ontology annotation, molecular function: protein binding. Bases 82 to 1413 code for a protein of 443 amino acids. NCBI's taxonomy places the organism in Eukaryota, Viridiplantae, Streptophyta, Magnoliopsida, Asparagales, Asparagaceae. The transcript has 3 exons.